Messenger RNA from Anolis carolinensis (green anole), 8038 nucleotides. It is a transcript of the gene ahctf1, whose product is annotated as AT-hook containing transcription factor 1. The coding region runs from base 350 to 7420 and encodes 2356 amino acids. The transcript has 36 exons. NCBI's taxonomy places the organism in Eukaryota, Metazoa, Chordata, Lepidosauria, Squamata, Anolidae. The record is from RefSeq and is a predicted model, not a curated record. Gene Ontology annotation, molecular function: DNA binding; protein binding.
UCUGGGUAUUUCCCUUUCCCCGCCUCCAAGCCAAAGAGCGAGACGAGAGAAAACUCCAAAAGGAUUGGGAAGGAUUUGAAAAUCCCCGCGACGGCUUGGGGCUCGUUCUCGCGAGAUCUCCGCCUUGCUCGCAGUUCUCCCCUUUCUGCCUGCCGGUGAGGGCUCUCGCGAGGGGGUUGGUUGGGUCGAGGGGUGGGAGGAAUCCAGCCAGCCAGCGGGGGACGGACCAGGCCCGGCUUCGCAGAGCCCUCCUUUCCUUUGGCGGAAAAAUAUGCCGCUCUCCUGACCCGAAGGCCGGCGUCGUGAGGGCAGCAGAGGCGCUGACAGCCCGCUUCGGGAGCAGUGAAGGAUGAGAGACCUCAGAGCUCAUGUAACAAGCAGUCUACUGCAGUUUCCAGAAGUGACUGUACAGGCACUUGGAGAAGAUGAGCUAGCAAUAGAAUGUGUGCUUCAUGGAAAAUUCACUGGAGGACGAAGUGGACUAGCUUGCUUAGCAUGUGGGCCUCAACUUGAGAUAGUAAAUGCAGUCACUGGAGAACGGUUGUCUGCAUAUCGUUUUAGUGGUGUGAGUGAGCAGCCUCCUAUCAUUCUUACAGUGAAAGAUUUUUCCUGGCAGAAAAGAACUGGAUUGCUUGUUGGUUUGGAAGAAACAGAAGGGAGUGUGUUGUGUUUGUAUGAUCUUGGAAUAUCAAGAGUAAUUAAAGCAGUAGUUUUUCCUGGAAGGGUCACUGCCAUAGAACCCAUAAUUAACCAUGGAGGAGCCAGCUUGACAACGCAACACUUGCACCAAAGUCUCAGGUGGCUGUUUGGUGUGGCUGCUGUGGUUACAGAUGUUGGACAUGUCUUUCUGAUAGAUCUUUGUCUAGAUGACUUGUCAUGUAGCCAAAAUGAAAUAGAAGCAUCUGAUCUAGAAAUCAUCACUGGAAUCUCUCCUGAAAUCCCACAAACAAGGGAAACUACAACAAGAAAUGGUCGGCAUCUCUGUUUCCAGUUAUUGAAACCUUCAGGGAGCGCUGUGACAACUCUCUCAUACAUUCAUAGGACUAACCAGUUAGUUGUGGGAUUUUCUGAUGGAUAUCUCUCAUUGUGGAACAUGAAAACCUUGAAGAAAGAAUACCACUCCCAGUUGGAAGGAGGUAGAAUUCCUGUAAUAGCUGUUACUUUUCAAGAACCUGAAAAUGAUCCCCGCAAUUGUUGUUACUUGUGGGCUGUUCAGUCAACGCAAGAAAGUGAAGGAGAUAUUCUUAGCUUGCAUCUACUGCAGUUGGCUUUCAGUGACAGAAGGCGUUUGGCAUCAGGGCAAAUUAUGUAUGAGGGUUUGGAAUACUGUGAAGAAAGAUACACUUUGGACCUCACAUGUGGAAUUUUAUCUUUGAGGGGACAGAGUAGCAACACCAAAUUAAUUGGCUGCCAAACUGUAGAAAAAUUUCGAAGCCAUGUCGAUAGGGAAGAUGGCAUGAAUGAAGUCAUAUCACCUGACACAAGCGUGUCUGUCUUCAGCUGGCAAGUGAACACCUACGGUCAAGGCAAACCAAAUACUUAUUUAGGUAUAUUUGACAUAAAUCGUUGGUAUCAUGCUCAGAUGCCAGAUUCAUUAAGGCCAGGGGAAUUUCUACAUAAUUGCCCCUACUUUGCAUUGUGGUCCUUGGAUACUAUAGUAAGCAUGACUUCUCCACAUCGGAUUUUGGAUGUCUUAGUACACGAACGGAGCUUUAGUCGUGGUGUGCCUCCUUCAUAUCCUCCACCUGAACAGUUUUUUAACCCAAGCACCUACAACUUUGAUGCUACUUGUCUGCUGGAUUCUGGAGUUGUUCAUCUGACUUGCACAGGGUUUCAGAAAGAUACUUUGCAUUUCUUAAAAAAAUCUGCUUCCUUUUUAAAUGAAGCUAUUCCUGAUGGUUAUAACAGAUGUCUGGUAGCAGGUUUGCUUUCUCCAAGAUUUCUUGAUGUACAGCCUUCAAGUCUGACUCAGGAAGAGCAGUUUGAAGCUGUGUUGUCAGCUGCUAUCCAAACCAGUUCUCUGGGACUCCUCACUAGUUGCAUCAAACAGUGGACUGCUGAAGAACAACCAGAUUCUGCCACUAACUUGCAUUUUGUUCUUGAAUGGACAUGGAAUAAAGUGGUGGACACAAAAGAAGAUUUUGUUCGUCUUUGUAUACCGUUGUUUGAUGGAUCAUCAAACUUCAUUGACCCACAAACUCUGCAGUCUCUACAACACUGUGAGUUGCUUCUUAGCAACCUUAGCACAGUUUUGAACUGUUUUGUAAUGGAAGCACAAGCCCUGUCGGAAAAAGGCAUUACAAAUCUGACAAGCAAGCAGGUUGUUGCUGGUCUCCUUUCACAGUAUAUGCAAGUGGUCAUUUGGUUUUGUCGAUCUAAUCUUCUUCCAGAAAGUUCAGAUGAAGAUACACCAUUGUCAAAACCUUUCUAUAAUUACCAACAUAUACAACGCUUUUAUGCUGGCUGCCGUCAAAAACUGGAACGCUUAUCCAGAGGCAAAUGGAACCCUGACUGCUUAAUGAUUGAUGGAAUGAUUUCUCAGUUAGGUGAUUCAGUUGUGAACCUGUGGCAGAGAGAUGAUGGGGGAACAGACAAAUAUCCUCCUCCUACAUUACAUGCACUGCUUGAUAUCUACUUGUCAGAAAGUAUCGAAGAACUCUACAAGCAUGCAAUUUCAAUUUAUUUACUAUUGGACAUCAUGCAUUCCUGUCCAAACAGGACUGAUACUUCAGUGGACUCUUUCCCAACUGCUUUUGCAAUUCCUAUAGGUCUGGUUAACCUAAUCCAAGGCUUUUGGUGUUUGGAUCACAACGACUAUGAGAAUUCUCUGGCCUAUCUGUUUCAUCCAGCUACACUCAGAUUGGCUUGGCAGCACACAAGGAUCAUUCAAGCCUUGAUGUGUCAAGGAGAGCACAAGCGAGCUCUCCGAUACAUACAAACAAUGAAACCAUCCAUGAUGAGCGGCAGUGAAGUGAUGCUUCAUCUAACUAUCUUGCUGUUUAACAGUUGUAUGGUGGAAGCUUGGAGUGUAUUGCGGCAACAUUCUACUAGGUUAAACGUAGAGGAAAUGCUCAAACAUAUAUAUGAAAUCUGCCAGGAACUGGGACUCAUGGAGGAUCUGCUGAAAUUGCCUUUCACAGAAACUGAACAGGAAUGUUUGCAGAAAUUUUUGCAGACAAGUGCUGGUGUAAACAAUCACGAGUUCCUCUUAGUACACCACCUCCAGCGUGCCAACUAUAUUCCUGCAUUACAGUUGAACCAGUCAUUGAAACGUAAUCUCAUGAGUGAUCGUGAUCCCCGAUGGAAAGAGAGAUCAGUUGUCAGAAAUUCUAUAUUGGACCAAUAUGGGAAAGUUCUUCCCAGAGUUCAAAGGAAACUGGCUGCAGAGCGAGCCAAGCCCUAUCAUUUGUCAUCUUCAAUACGGCGGGAAAUUAUGAGACCAAAACCUUUGUCAACAGUUGCAAAGCAAGUUGCUGCCGGGAAUGUCAUUACCAAAGCAACUUUCAUCAAUAAUGUUCUAUCCAAAAUUGGAGAAGUGUGGGUGGGAACAGAAGAGAAAAAUAAAUCAUUUCAGAAUGAAAUAACUGAAGAAGCAUUGCCCAGCAUGCCCUCUACUAAUAACGAGUUACUUGAUCCAUUUGUUGGGACACCAGUUACUAAAUCGUUACGAAAAUGUUCCAGAUUGCUUGACUUGGUGGUCCAGCCUGCUUCUCUCGGUUCACCGCCCCUCCGAAGCUCAAGAGUUUCUGAUUCCUGCAUGCUUUCUAGUCCACUUCAUUCCAACCCUCGAUACUCCUUAAGAACAUUACUACCUAAGAACAUUGCAAGAGCACCAGAAUUAAAAUUACUGGAAACACCCCCUGUUGUUAAGAGAGCUAAAGCUUUGACAUCUACAUCUUCCUCUGGCUUCCCUGGUUUCACCCCUCAGUCCAUUUUGAGAUCGAGUCUUCGCACAACUCCUUUGGCUACUCCAACCUCAUCUCCAGGAAGAUCUAUUACACCCCCUGUACGUGCAAAAGAAACAAAAAUAUCAUUUUUAGAAGAAAACAAAGCUUCACAAUGGACUGUUCCAGUUACAGAUUGUAAAGCAAGGCACAGUGCAGUUUCAUCUGAAUAUAACACUGACAUACAACUGGAGGAUAUGUGGACUAAGCAAGGAAAAACUCCCUCCUUCUCUAUGAGCAGUCUCCAUGAAGACCAUGAACAUAGGAACCUAUCUUUAGAAAUUAUACAAGGCGAUCAUUUAGAUAAAACUGACUCCUCAAAAGGAAUUAACACCAUUUGUGUCACGUCUGCACACCCGACUUCAAACUAUUAUGAUUCAAAAUUACCAGUUGACUAUGGGAGUAACGCCUUUGUAGCCUCUCAAACAGUUAAUCUUUUCUCUGAAGACACUGUAAAUAUUCCAAGCUCAGCUGACAGCGAUGACAGUGAGACAGUUGCAAUUGAUCCUUUAGAAAUGGAACAGCAGACAUCUCCAGAAGUAAAACUGUCCAUUGGAUCGCCUGAAAAAAAAUGUGAGACACUUCCUAAGGAUAGAGUACUGGUAAUGGAUCAUUUACAUGCUGUUGAAGACACUGUAGUAUCUUUUGUGCCUCCUAAUGAAAGUGGAUCAGGUGCUGUAGAAACCAGUGUGCUAUCACUGUUAAAAGAAGGGCUCCCGGUUGCGUCAAAUGCCAAAGCCUUGGAGCUAGAUGGAAGAGAUGAAGAAUCUAUCAUCAGUAUUCCUGAUAGUGAUGACAUGGCUAGUAUUCAUUCAAAUGAUGAACUUGAAGUAGUAGCAUUAGAAGAAGACAAAGCAGAAGCUGCCAAAGAAGAAAUUACAGUAGACCUGCAAGAAAAAGCACCACUUGAUAGCGAACCUGAAAUUCAAGACCAGAAAGUCAUUGGAGACAGAAAACAGGAAGCAUCAGUUGCAGAAACAGAAAUGGAAGCAUUGCCAAACAUAGAGCUAUGUCCUUCAAACAACCUCCACUUUCAGUACAACUGUGACACUAUGGAGCAGCAGCAGGUUACAUGUGAUGUUCCUGAUAAAGAUAUUGACGAGCCUCACUUUAAUGAAGGAGAAGGGGAGUUUGUCCUGUCAGAGAAUAAUUUUUCUUUGAUAUUAGAAGGGGAUGAAGAGGCUGAGGUAGAAAACUCUGCUGCAUUGGAUACUUCUCUUAUAUCACAUAAAUCAAAAGUAGAUGGUCAAGACACAAGCAUUGCUGAAAACAAUAACCAGGAAUGUCUCACCAAUACAGUAUCCACAGUAACUAGUGAUGUGAUUUCUCAAAGUACUGCUGAAGUAUUGCCGUAUGUCCCUGAACCUAUUCAGGCGGCUAUUGCCGAAAACCUUUUAGAUGUAAUAAAGGACACAAGAAGUAAAGAACUUUCCAAUGAAGCAGUAGAACAAUUUGAUCAUGAAAGCAUAAGCAAGAAGGUGUCAAGUUCCCCCCAGUCUCCCUUUGAGAAAAAGCAAGUUACAGAAUUGAGCCAAGUGGAAGGUUUGGUGGUAUCUGAUGCCUGCACAACAGAGCAAAUGACACAAAGCCCGAAUGUCCCAUUGCCUGAUGACCAACCACUGACAGAGACUAAUAAAGUAAAUGUUUUAGUACUGCCCACCCCAAGGAGGAGUUCUAGGCGAGCAAAGGAGACUCCAGACAUUCCUAAAAGACUCCCUCUUACCAGUUCUGAAGAAUCCCAAGAUCAGCAAACACCCCAGACUUCGACUGUUCCAAUAACAGAUGCCACCAAAGCAAAAGAUUUAGAAGAGUCAACAAAUGUUCAGACAGUUACACAGGAGUCUCAAGCAGCCAAGACUCCAAGAGGGAGGCCAAAAAAACAAAAAAAGCUUGCAUCAGAACUUCACAAAUAUUCCAAUGAGCAACCAUCUUCUGGUUACAGAAGAAGUUCUAGACAUACAACAAGCAUAACGGAUCAGGAAGGUAGUCAGUUUAUCAUUGAUCAUGCAAUACAGGUGACAGUAAAACCUAAAAGUGCAAAGAAACUAAAAGCCAUUGCUUUCCAGCUCACAGAAAAUGAAAUUUCAGAUCAGACAGUGGAAUCCAGUGAACAACUGCUAAGUCCCAAACCAAGUAGAAUGAGGUCAAGAAAGCACGAUAUACUGCAAGAAAUACCUGAGACCGAAAAAGAACCUGAGAAAUCAUCAUUGGCUACAUCGGUUAGAAGGGGCAGAAUGAGAAAGUCGAGUCUAUCAGAAGCAACUUCUGAACAUGAUGUACAGCCAGCUGUUCCACCUGAACAAGCAGGAAGACAAAACACAAGUGUAUCAGGAGAGGUUCCUGGUCAUGGAACUGAACUUAUUGAACAAACACCUAUACAACCCCGGAAAAGAGGCAGACCAAGAAAGAAUCCUUUGAUUGUUUCAGCAAAUUCGCAACUAGAUAUGUCUCUGUUAUCUCCUCCUCAAACAGAUUCUAAAACUUUUAUCACUCCUAGAAGAAACACCAGAAGUAGAGCAUUAAAUCAGUUAACAAGGGCAGAAACGUCACUGCCUCUACAGGAGUCUGUAGUGGACACUCCAAAGAGAAGAACUGCAAAGUCUGCGUCUCUGAGGAUAGAGGAAACAGAUGUAGAAAAAUCCCUUCCAGAAGAAUGUUCUGCCCAAUCAAGGAAAACAGUAACUCCAGCAAGGAAAACAGUAACUCCAGCAAGGAAAACAGUAAGUCCAGCAAGGAGUUCUGGAAGGAGACCGUCUAAGAUGACAUCAGUCAGAAAGAGGAGCCAACUCUCAUCUCUUUCUGAGGAAAGCACAGAAGAGGAGAAACACUUGCCACAGGGAACUAGUAAUCCAGAAGAACUUCAGUCUGCAGACAUGACCAAACUAAGGCUCAAUGAUACAGGGACAACUCUGGUACAGCAUGGCACUCACAGGACCAGAUACAAUAAAAAGAGUGUGGAUGAGAGCUUCUCUCUGGACGAGGCUUUCUAUUUUUCUCCACCUCUAACAAAGCUCACAGAAAAAUCGAAAGAUGAAAAAGCAGUGACUCCUAUGCAGCUCAAAACUUUAGAAGCAGGCUUGACUUCUCAGUUUGUCUUCUCACCUCCUGUUUUGAGAUCCAGGAAAAAACAAGCAUCCAGUAUUUCAAGGAUUGUGGAAGAAUUGGAACUACCAAUUAAGGAGGAAAAAGAUGCCAUCUCAAUAGAGUCAAUAGAAAAGCCAAAAAUAACAAGAAGCAGAGCUACAAAAUCAAAAGGGACAAAAAGAAGCAAAAACUUAAGAAAAGAAAGCAGUUGGUCUCCACCACCAAUGGAAAUACAGUUCAUUUCUCCUUUUGGCACCCCAAUAGAUGGAACAAAGAGCAAACAGAGAGAACCUUUGGACAAAGCAGAAAAAGCUGUUCGAAAGACUGUUCAUAAGAAAGAGAGGCGGCUGUCUAGCUAUCCAAAGCCAGUUGUUCGGAAGAAGAUGCUAUAACUUUUAUUUUUUAAUGUGUAAUAUAUACCAGAAUAGUGUGGAAUAUGAAGAAAUAAUCAUCUAAUUUGGAAGAUAAUUUAUAUAAAUUAUUGUAAAAUUUCAGAAAACGUAAAGGUCUUCAAUAAGUAACUCCAUAUGGAGUGUGAUUUCUUCAGUCAAUGCAGUUUUUCUAUUUUAUAAGACACUUCAUACAUUUAUAUAAUAUGUAAAUAUGUCUUAUUUUGGGAAUGUUAAAUAAAAAUGUAUACUUAACAAUGAUUAUUGAUUAUUUUCAAAGAAUCUGGGUCUGUGGGACAAACGAACCCGAAGUGGAUUUUAAUGACGGAUUGCCACUGUUGAUGCCUCUGUCAUGGGAGGCUAGCAUUUUUUAAAAAUAGUUUGCUCUUACAAGGUUUUUAAAAAUUAAAAUUUGGCAGUUUUAGUAUUUAUAGAAAAUGUUUUGACCAUCUGAGAACUGGUAAGAGUCAUCAGAAACAAAUCCUUCCUUUCCCAAUUGAACAUGUACUUUAUUGAAGUCAGAAUGUAAACAAUUGUAUUGAAGCUGUGCAAUAUUUUUUUGUAUUUGUCUUAACCUGGGAAAGCUGCUCCUCAGUUGAUAAAACAAAAUCUCACCUCAAA